UUCCAUACAUUCCAGUGUGUAGCGAGGCGUUAAGUGUCUGUAUCUCGAUCAGAGUAGAAGACGUGAACUAGCCGAGUGCACAGCACGAUCUAACAGCCGACAGACACAUCAUGGCAUACCGUUUUAUACGUUCAUAUAGAGGACCAGUAAAGGGCGUUAUUCUGGACUGGAGUGGUACCACAGCCGACAAGUACGUCUUGGCACCAGCUGUUGUCUUUGUGGAGGUUUUUAAGAAACACAAGGUACCUAUCAGCAUGCCUGAGGCACGUGGUCCGAUGGGAUUGAGAAAGGACCUUCACAUCAAAGCCAUUACAGAAACGGAGGAGGUCAGAAAAAGAUGGCAUGCCGUUCAUGGGAAAUAUCCAGAUCAGGGUGACGUCGACAACAUGUUCAAAGACUUCGUUCCUAUGCAGUUGGCGUGUCUGAAAACAUACACAACAUUGAUACCGGGAACUGCUGAAGCCUGCAGAACCUUGAAGAACGAGUUUGGAGUAAAGAUUGGAAGCACAACCGGAUUCCUUCGCUCAAUGGUUGAUGUGCUAUUGGAAGAAGGGCGGAAACAGGGGUACUACCCGGAUGUCACUGUGGCUGGUGACGAGGUUGAAAAUGGAGCCCGCCCGAAGCCACAUAUGGUGUAUAAAAAUAUGGACCUUUUGGAUCUGAAUCCAAUACCGGCCGUUGUCAAAGUCGACGAUACAAUAUCCGGUGUUGGCGAGGCUCUCGAAGCUGGAUGUUGGGGUGUCGGUGUUGCCAAAUACAGUAAUUAUAUGGGCGUCGACAGUUUGGAAGAGGCCGAUGCUCUAACACCCGAAGAAGAAGAAAAAAGGUGCAAAGUCUCUCGAGAUUUGCUCAUACAAUCUGGUGCUCAUUACGUCAUUGACUCCAUUGCAGAAUUACCUGAAGUCAUAGAGGAUAUUAACCAAAGGUUAGCAAAGGGAGAAAAGCCAUAACUUCGUUUAUUAUCACACAAAUCUUAAUAAAUCUCUAUAUAAAGUAACGAGUAUUUGGCGUGUAACAUAUAUAUUUGUUAGUUUAGAACUAUAUAGGACGAUAUAUUUACUAGUCUUAUUUUAAUAAUCAGAUAUUUGUUACUUGUGUGAUUUUGUGUCUCAAGUGUUAAAUUAAAAUCAUGAGAUAGACAGUUUUAAUCUCUUUUCAAUUAUCUCAUUGUGAAUUUGAUUUACAACUGCAUUUACUGCUCAUUAUGUUAACAGUUCCGUAGCGGACAUUUUAACACAUAACAAAAAUUAUUUAACGUUUUUCCAAGUUACCUUUCUUGUUUACUGUGCGUUUGUGUAAUGACGGUAAUUAAAUAAUGGCAGGGUAUAUAUCACAAAAUUAUUUUGUUACGUUUUCAUGUAGACAUACAAAUGUAAUUAUAUAUUGUGCACAUUAUAUAUUAAAUG
Mizuhopecten yessoensis (Yesso scallop) is the source of this 1406-nucleotide messenger RNA. RefSeq names its product phosphonoacetaldehyde hydrolase-like. Gene Ontology annotation, molecular function: phosphoglycolate phosphatase activity; phosphonoacetaldehyde hydrolase activity. Lineage: Eukaryota; Metazoa; Mollusca; Bivalvia; Pectinida; Pectinidae. The transcript has 2 exons. Gene Ontology annotation, biological process: dephosphorylation; DNA repair; organic phosphonate catabolic process. The coding region runs from base 111 to 950 and encodes 279 amino acids. Gene Ontology annotation, cellular component: cytosol. The record is from RefSeq and is a predicted model, not a curated record.